Messenger RNA from Epinephelus fuscoguttatus (brown-marbled grouper), 6311 nucleotides. It is a transcript of the gene olfml3a, whose product is annotated as olfactomedin-like 3a. The transcript is spliced from 3 exons. Gene Ontology annotation, molecular function: protein binding. Gene Ontology annotation, biological process: signal transduction. The coding region runs from base 221 to 1429 and encodes 402 amino acids. Lineage: Eukaryota; Metazoa; Chordata; Actinopteri; Perciformes; Serranidae. The record is from RefSeq and is a predicted model, not a curated record.
GUGAGAGCGGUCAAAGAAUUGGAAACUCUCACAGCGGCCUCUUAUACUUACUCUCUGUCCUUUCUCACCUCGUUGCACAUGUAGUUGCACUGUAUACAGUGUUUAUACAGGCUGCGUGAAGCUCUGCAGGGGCAACACGUCAAGGAGGGGGGAACCCGAAGGAACAUCCAAAGUCUGGACAGACAAAGAAAACUCAGCUGUCCCCACUGAUCGGCUCAUAAUGAAGCCGGUGUUUGUCCUUCUUGUUUCCACUGCCUGGACUUUGACUGGAGCCCAGUAUUACUACCAGGGGCUGAUGGAUUAUCUGGAGAACAGGUUGUUGGCUAUUGAGGACCGCAUGCAGUUGUGGCAUGAACAAUCCCAUCGCUACCACACAGAGAUGCUGGAUUUCAAAAAGCUAACUGCUGAGGCCAUGGAUGGGCUGAAGAAUGAGCACAGCAUGAUGUUCAAAGACCUGGAGGGAGCUGCGGCCCGAGUGGACCGGGUGGAGCGAGAGAUGGACUACGUUGAGACCCAGACUUCCCCUCGGGCCUGCGCGAAUAAAGCAGACAAGGUUGUGGAGCAGGGAGCCUGGGGGUUGCAGGAGAGCAGAGGAGGGGAAGAGGAGGAAGAGGACUGGGAGGAGCUGCGCUCCAGAGUCUCUGACUGUGUUGAAAUCAUCUCUGGCAUCAGAUCAGUGAAGAUCCUGAAGAGAGUCGGCAGUCCCAAAGGCAUGUGGACCAGAGACCCAAGGUCGUCCAAAGUUUACGUCUUCAAUGGGACAUCAGGAGACAGCAUCUACCAGUUCAUCUCUGUGCGAGACUUUUCCAGCUCUCCUGGCGUCACCAGCAGCCGACAGAUCAGACCUCCCUCUGAGUGGAGCGGCCCAGGCAGCGCUGUCUAUAACGGCUAUUUGUACUACAUACAGCAGGAGGCUGAUACAGACGUGCAGGUGGUCAAAUAUGACCUGCUGAGUGGCUCGGUGACAGAUGUUGCCAUGUUCCCCAUGGAGAGCCACGCUGCGGUUUACAGCCUCAACCCAGAAACUGUUGCGGACCUCGCAGCAGACGACGAAGGCCUCUGGCUCCUGUACGCCUCCAGCGACAGUGAACCAAACAUCAACCUGGCAAAAAUGGACCCUGACACGCUUGAUAUAGAACAAAUCUGGGACACCCGGUGCCCACGGGAGAACGCAGAGGCAGCUUUUGUGGUGUGUGGGACCGUCUAUGUCGUUUACAACACCCGCAUGCCCAGCAGGUCCCGAAUCCAAUGCCUGUUUGAUGUCAAUGACAUGGUGAUCAGCGAGGAGGCUCCCCUGAUAUACUUUCCCAGGAAGUACGGAGCCCACGCCAGCCUGAAAUACAACCCCGAGGAGAGACAGCUCUACGGCUGGGACGAUGGCUACCAAAUCAUUUACAGACUGAGCAUGAAGAAGAAGCUCCUGGUGUGACAGCAGGGAGGUGGUGUCAGGUUUCCACAGGCAAUAAUAAAGCAAAGGAGCGGUAAAUUUAUACACGCUAUGCCGAAAAGUAUUUCAGUAGCCUGAAGACUCUUCAUUCAUGGUAGAUUUAAAGGUUCAGUGUGUAAAAUUUAGGGGGAUUUAGUGGCAUCUAGUGGUGAGGAUUGCAGAUUGCAACCAGCUAAAACUUCUCCUGGUUAGAAUUCCCUCAGUGUUCAUUGUUAAGGAGGUUUUUACCAGGAGUUGAAUUAUCCGCAGAGGUCUGUUCCUCUCCAAAACAAACAGACCAGGUGAUUUUCACAAGUAAAAAGCGAAUAGAGGGGUUUCAUGUUGAAAUUAGUGUUUCUCCUAUGCUGUUUUGGAUGUCGCAGACGUUUUCUCGGAUAACUUAUGACCCAGAUGUUCAGGAGGUUUUUACUUGGAGCUGACUUAUCUGAGGAAGUGUUCUCCUCUCCAAAACAAAUGCACCCGGUGAUUAAAACCGAUUAAACUCUGAAUAAAGCAGUUUCAUGUUACAAAUCAGUGUUUCUCUUGCGCUGUUUGGGACGUGACAAAGGGCUACUAGCCGAGUAACACUUUGUCACAUCUGAUUUAGACUUUCAAGAGGUUUUUACCAGGAGCCGAAUGAUCCGCAGAGGUCUCUUCCUCUCCCAAACAAAGGCACCCCUUCAUUAAAACUGGCUAAACAAUGAGGAAAGAAGUUUAACAUUAAAAAUCAGUGUUUUUCUGAUGCUGUUCAGCUCGUCAGAGACAGACAGCUAGCUCAGCACCUGCUUAUAUGUGCUCACCUUUUUACUGAUUAUUUAAAUCCAGAUGCUCAGGAGGAUUUUACUGGGAGCCAAGUUAUUUGCAGAGGUCUUUUCCUCUCAAAAACAAAUGAACCAGGUGAUUUAAACUGGUAAAACACUGAAUAAAGAAGUUGCAUGAUCAAAAAAAUCUGUGUUUUGCUGACACUACAUGUUGUAUAGGGGCUGCUAACUAUGGUGGCCAACACAAAAACGUGAACAGCCCUAUCUAGAGCCAGUGUCUAGUUUGUCCGUUCUGGGCUGCUGUAGAAAUAUGGCAGUGCAACCUGCCAGUCUAUUCUUAUUUUCAGAAAACCUAAUAUUAUAUUCCAUUUCUGCCAAAGUAUCCUCCUGAUUUCUACACACUGGACCGUUAAUACAGAUCGGCCAUAAAAUCACACAAAUUAGCCAUUGCACUGCUAUUUAUUAAUUUGACCUUUUUCUUUUGUGUGUAAAAUACCAAAACAAACAUGAAAAUGCCACUUGGUUUAUUAGAGGCUGUCAAGUCGUACUUGCUAUGUGGUGUUCUGUGUCCUCCUCUCAGUUUAAUUUGACCAUUAGAUUCAGACGAAAUCUCAUUUCCUUUGUGCCCGUUCCUGCUUGUUAAACCGCUGGCUGCGUCGUUAUUAUAUGCUGUGUUUUAUUGCCACAAACUCACAGCGUGGCGCCCAUUUUUUUUUUUUUUUUUUGUCUUUUAAUCAAAGAAAAGAAAAUCAUCUCACAGAACUGAUAACACAGGGGAAAAAAACAACAGUCUUUUUCUGCCGCUGAUUUUCAGACGUGUCGGAACAAAAGAACGACAAUUUGUGGCUGAAACGAUGUAAGAUAUUUCAGUUUACUUUAUUACACACUGGGUCACUCAUAUGGUGAGUCUCGAUAAUGAUCUAGGAACUCAGAGUAGACGUUUGUCUCGACUAACUGUUGAUAUCAAUCACCUGCACAUUUCUCAAACAUUUCUAUUAUUACAAAUACAAAAUGUUCAAUAAAAAAUUGGAAAUUCAGUGCUAUCAUAACAGUUGGAAGGGAUACAAGAUCAUAUCAAGAAACGUUACAAUAUUAGGCAAAGCUAGAAGGUCUCCAAACAGUCCAUAAAGUGAGGCAAGUGAUUUAACAGGUUUCUUCUACUAUGAAAACACACCACACUGUCAGAGAAAUAUAUGACCAUCGUAAAGCACAGGUUUUAAAAACAAAAUUAUUACUCAACCACUUGUUUCAACACUAAAAGAAGAUAAUAUAAAUCUAUGAAUAAUGCCAUUAUAGAGGAAUUUUACCAUCAAAACAACUGUGUGAAAAUUUCAAACAUUUGUGGAGGGGUGUUGAUGUGAUGGUGGAUUACGUCAAGCACGAACAAUAAUGCACUGACUCCUUCUCGCUGUAACAAGUGCCAAUUAGAGAAAUGCCACUGCUCUGUAGAUGCUGACCCGUCCACCCAUCAGCUGCCCCCGCGCUGCCGUCUCAGCCUCCCAGACACACACUGGGCUACUAAACAGCUCAGACCCUAACUUACACAUGAAGGAAAUGGCUAAAACAGAUCUGUCUGGGUCUGCUGAACGCAUCUGCUCGCGUCUUGAUGUCUGCCCACCGAUUUCACAAGCUCUGUGAUAUAUGGCUUAUUCACUGUACAGUAGUUUGAGCCGUAGUAUCACUCGUCCUCUGCUGCUGAAUCAGGCACCAGCAGUCUAGACCAGUGGAAGCCACGGCCAAGAACAUUGUUACAUAUCAGAUUUAAGUGUCUGUCGAGAUAAUGCGGAUGCUAUUCAGUAAAUUGUCCUCAUAUCAAGAAGACAUGAUCUGUACAAGCCGUACCAAAUAUAAUCUGUGAAUGCUUCCUGCCUGUAUCACUCUGACUCUGUAACUCAACAUUUCCCAGCCUGAAUGUACUGAUGGUAUCUGUGCCUGUCCAUUAUAGCAAAACAAAACUAUUACUGCUGAAGGGCAAACCUGAAACUUGAAGUCAAUUUUAAUAGAAGUCGAAUUAUCAGGAUUUAUUCUCAUCACAGAGACCUGCAUUAAUCACUGUUUUUAAUGAAAAGCUAUAGACUGCUUUCCCUCUUACAGUAAACUGAGGAUGUGUGUGCAGCAGGAGGGUCGACAACUCAAUGCACCAAAGUCACAGUGGCUUAUAUAUAUAUGGCUUAUAUAUUUCCAUUGUUUAGAAAUAAAGAAACUUGCAGUUUUUAUGUGUAUUUUGUAUGUGGCAUCUUAAAUUUCCAGAAUUCGUAUUUGUUUUACACACACUGACCGUCGGCUCUAACAUGGCUUUUGCACUGCAGUGAAAAACUGUAAUUGGUGGGGAAAGUUGGUGUUUCCUCUGAAGCAAAAUGUGACAAUAGACUUAGAUUUAAUCAACACUCACUCAGUUUUUAGAUUGCAAGAAUGGUGUGUCAAGUUUCCACAGUUUUUCAAGAUAAACUGACAACGUAGGUAAAAAAAAAAACUUUGUUCUAAAUUUGCGACCUAGAUUAAGGCAACAAAAAUAUACAGAUGAGUUUGGAAAAAAACAUCAUGGUUUGGCUUAAAGUAAGUACAUUUGUUUCUAACAAAACAUCACAUGACACAUGUCACUAGCAUAGUGUGCUACACAUAUUAGCAUACUAUGUUAUUAAAAUAACUCGAUUGGCUUUUGGUUUCAAGCAGAACAUGAUGGCACAGUGGUGCAUUGGCUAGCAUUGUCGCUUUACAGCAAGAGGGGUUCAAACCCCGGGGUGAGGGAGCCCUUCUGUGCAGAGUUUGCAUGUUCUCCCCAUGUUAGCGUGGGUUUUCUCCGGUACUCCAGCUUCCUCCCACAGUCCAAAGACAUGCAGGUUAACUGGUGACUCUAAAUUGUCCGUAGGUGUGAAUGUGAGUGUGAAUGGUUGUCUGUCUCUAUGUGUCAGCCCUGUGAUAGUCUGGUGACCUGUCCAGGGUUAGACUCACAAGUCAGUCUUUAGACGCUUUGCUUAACUAAAGACUGAUGACUUUCUCCCUGAUUUUGUGUUUAGAUGGGCGGAUACAAUUUCAGAGUUUAAAAAACUCCCUACGUUGCAGAACCAAUAGUAAAUCCACAGGGCGGUCCUUCGGUGGCUCGCUGAACUCUUGUGCUUGUAAACAUAGUCCGACUAGAAACAUGUGUAGCGGUACAAAAUGGCUCAGCCGCGCUUGCAGAAAACGCCGUCAAAGUUAGUGGAUGUUUGUCGCGUUUGCGGCGACACAUUCUCGCCAACUAAAAGAAACAAACAUAAUCUUUUACAGGGCCAUGACUCAUCCGUCCGGCCGGACUAUAGAGGGAAUCGCCUUGUUGUUCACAAAUACUUUGGGUAGAAAACCAGCAGAGCUUUUAGUUAUAUAUAUAUAUAUAUACACACAUAUAUAGCCUAUAUAUCACAUUUUUCACAUCACUGUAUCUCCGUUUAGACUAAUCCAAUGUUUGUAAAGUCUAUAAACACAAUGAUUGAACAAACAUUACUAUUUCUGUGUGCACGUUUAGCUGGGCUAACCGUUAGCUGUUAGCCCUGUUAGCCGUUAGCGGUGUCUGUAAUAGGUAAUAACUCAUUAAACGGUCUGUGAAAAAAAUAUUUUUUCCAGCGGUUAUCUUAGUUACAUCAUGAUUGACCUAGCAAAGCAGUUUUGUGUUGCUAUGUGUGGUAUUUAUUCAGUUUUGGGAAAUCACGAUGUCUAGAAAGCAUCAGUGGCUGCAGCUGACAGGGACAGCUAACAGCAGCAGCAAAGCUAACAUCAGGACGUCAUCUGUUAAAAGCCUCCCGUGGUCGGAUACGACAUGAAACUACUCCAGUUAGCUCAAUCAUGUUGUCACUAAGACAUCCGCUGGAAAAAAUAUUUUCUUCACGAAUGAGCACACGUUUGAUAAAACGGAGUUAAAUCUCUCUGCAUCCAUUUGCAAGCUCUGUGUGUUUGUUUCCUUGUGGACGAGAAAAGGGGGAGCGCACAUUUCUGAGAAGGCGUGUCCUUUUCAAAAAUGCAAGAGGCGUUGCUUUGUUGCCGGCCGUUUUCGCCAGUGUGUUAAACUCACUUUAGAAAGGAGCGUCCUCAGACUAUCAGAAGGCGGAGAUCUCUGAUUGUCUGGUGGCGAGACUAGUCCAGGGUGAACC